Messenger RNA from Pyricularia grisea, 846 nucleotides. RefSeq lists its product as uncharacterized. Gene Ontology annotation, biological process: translation. The transcript has 2 exons. NCBI's taxonomy places the organism in Eukaryota, Fungi, Ascomycota, Sordariomycetes, Magnaporthales, Pyriculariaceae. The record is from RefSeq and is a predicted model, not a curated record. Gene Ontology annotation, cellular component: ribosome; mitochondrial large ribosomal subunit. Gene Ontology annotation, molecular function: large ribosomal subunit rRNA binding; structural constituent of ribosome. Bases 187 to 660 code for a protein of 157 amino acids.
ACUUGAUGAGGUGCUGAAUGUCGAAUCUUCAGCAAUCGGGGCAACUACCGAAUACUUGAUAGGAACGAAGUUCGAACCUCAUCGUUCCACGACGAACCCUGAGAGAUAAAUUUCUCUCGCAGAGAUCACAUCCACACAGCGAACUCACCUGAAACGAAUUAUCUGCCCGGGCAAACACGCGUUACAAUGUCCAAGGCACGCGCCGCCGCCGGGGGCGCAGACCAAAUCGUCAAGCUUCUCGUCGGAGCCGGCCAGGCGAGCCCUAGUCCUCCCGUCGGUCCAGCACUGGGAAGCAAAGGUGUCAAAUCAAUGGACUUUUGCAAGGAAUUCAACGCAAGGACAGCACACAUCAUCAUGGGCACCCCGACGCCUGUUCGCGUUACCGUCCGACCAGACCGAACCUUUUCUUUUGAUAUCCGGACGCCUCAGACCUCAUGGCUGCUGCUCAACGCCGCCGAUGCCCCAAUUGGACGCAAGGGCAAGAGGAAGGGAACUGGCCUGGCAGGCAAGGAGACCGUCGGCUCAGUGAGCCUCAAGCACAUCUACGAGAUCGCCAAAAUCAAGCAAACGGAGAUGAGGUUAUCAGGCCAUUCUCUAGAAGGGCUUUGCAAGUCUAUUAUAUAUCAGUGCAAGUCUAUUGGCAUAGAAGUCAAGCCUUGAGAUCUGAUACUUUUCCGCUGCUUGAUAGAAAAGAUAGCUUUUAUUGUUGGGAAAAUUUUGUAUUAUAUUGUAUCACUUUGGCUUAUUAUUACCAACUCUCAAACUUGGACGCAGUUUUUAUCCGGGAGUUCAACGGAUGGUGUGUUUAAUGAUGUAUAAUGUGAUUUAAAUUCUAGUCGAUUGACG